AUGCACCUGGCAGAAAUAUGUUUGAUUAAAAAGCUUUCUUACCUCUUUGCUUUUAAAUUGCAGGUUGUACGCACCAACCAGUGUGCUGGCGAGUUCGUCAUCACCUUCCCCAGAGCCUAUCACAGUGGCUUUAAUCAGGGAUAUAACUUUGCUGAAGCUGUCAACUUCUGCACUGCAGACUGGCUACCUGCUGGCCGAUCCUGUAUUGAGCACUACCGCCGUCUAAGGAGGUAUUGUGUAUUCUCCCACGAGGAGCUCACCUGUAAAAUGGCUGCCAGCCCAGAGAAACUAGAUCUUAACCUGGCCGCAGCCACACACCGGGAAAUGUUUAUUAUUGUUCAGGAGGAGAGGAAGCUGCGGAAGGGACUGAUGGAACGGGGGAUCACCGAAGCAGAGCGCGAGGCAUUUGAGCUGCUGCCUGACGACGAGCGACAGUGUGAUAAAUGCAAGACCACAUGCUUCCUUUCUGCUUUGGCGUGUUCGAAAUGCCCCGAGCGUCUGGUGUGUCUCUAUCACACUCAGGAUCUGUGCAACUGCCCCACUGAAAAACUCUACCUCAGGUACAGAUAUACCCUGGAUGAGUUGCUGGCCAUGCUUCACCGGUUAAAGGUUCGAUCUGAGUCUUUUGAUUCCUGGGCCAACAGAGUGAAAGAGGCACUUGAGCAAGAAGAAGGAAACAAGAUAGGAAUUAAUGACCUGGAAUUGCUGAAGACGGAGGCGUCAGACAAAAAGUUUCCAGACAACGAACUUCUCCGGAGACUCAACACAGUUCUUAAAGACAUAGAGCGCUGCCAACAGACGAGUAAUGAACUCCUGGAUGAGUCAAAGAGCAGUAAAAAUAAGAUGACCUUGGCAGAGCUGAAGUCCUUGGUAGAGACGAUGCACAAUCUGCCCUGUGUGAUGAACAAGUUGGAGGAAGUGCAGGCGGUGCUGCAGACAGUAGAGGAGUUCCAGAGCCAGGCUCAAGCAUUGGUCAGUGACAGGGACUGGAGGAGGGACUCGCCACCACCAGAGCGAUUGCAGACAUUGUUGGAGGAGGGUGGCAAGCUGCCCGUUAUGGUGCCAGAGUGUGAUUUGCUUCAGGGCCUGAAGGAGCAGGGCCACUGGCUGGCAGAGGUGAGGUGCACCCUGGGCACAGAAGGAGGUGAGAGGCAGGAGGUGACGUUGGAUGUGUUAAGGAUCCUGAUGCAGGCAGGUUGCAAUGUGCCCCAGAGUGUAUCUGUGGAGACGGCCAUGGCAGAGCUUCAGGAGCUGCUCACAAUCGCAGAGCGUUGGGAGGAGAAAGCAGAAAUCUGCCUCGAACAAAGUCAAAAACACCCCCUCUCCACCCUGGAGGCAAUUGUGAACGAGGCCCAGCUUAUCCCGGUCAAGCUUCCAAACAUUCUGUCUCUACAGGGCUGUCUCACACGAGCACGGGCCUGGGUGACGGACUUGGAUGAAAUCCAGAAUGGGGAGCAUUACCCGUGUCUGGAUGACCUGGAGGGCCUGGUGGCUAUUGGAAGGGAUCUGCCAGUUUUCAUGGAGGAGCUAAGGCAGCUGGAGCUGCAGGUGGCCAGCGCUCACUCCUGGAGGGACAAGGCCACCAAGACCUUCCUGAAGAAGAGCAGUCAGCACAGUCUGCUAGAGGUAUUAUGUCCGUGUGCAAAAAGGAGAGAGAGGCGAGGUGGGACGGAGGCCUUGGAUGAUAUUUUGGAUGAUUCUGAUUCCAACACUCUGGGCCUCUCUGCUCAGGACCUGAGGGAUCCUGCCGCGAUUGUGAUGGCGUUCAAAGAAGGAGAGCACCAGGAGAAGGAAGCACUACUGAGGUUACAGAAACUGAACAUAUGUAAAUCUGGACUUAAUGCUUCAAGUUGCAAGGAGAACGGGAGGUGGGACGAGACCAUGGAGACAGACAAAUCCAGCCACUCAGAGAACUCUGUAAAAGAGAAUGGCAACAGUAACCACACCUGCACCACCCCCCCUGUGACGGUGUGUGUGUGUGCCGGGCAGCCCCGUGCCCCUCAGCUCCGCUGCCAUCUGUGUAAGGACUGGUUCCAUGGUGGCUGCGUUCCUUUCCCCUCCCUGCUCCCCUCCUCUGGACUGCUGACUAACCCGCUCUGCUGGUGGGACUGGGAAGCGCGUUUCUUGUGUCCGCAGUGCGAGCGGUCACGGCGCCCACGCCUGGAGACUAUCCUGGCAUUACUCGUGGCCCUGCAGAGGCUGCCGGUGCGUCUCCCUGAAGGAGAGGCCCUGCAGUGUCUCACAGAGAGGGCCAUCACCUGGCAGGGCCGAGCUAAAGAGGCGCUGGAGACGUCCGAGCUGCAGCAGGCUCUUCAGAAGCUGCAGGAACUCAAAGAGACUCUGCACAGUGAAGCAGGGAAAGAUGAAGACAUGGAAAAGAAGACCGGAAAGAGCUCCGUCAUAGUUUUGUCAGAUUCCGAGGGAGGCGAAGGAGAGGAUGGAGUCAUUGAUCUGACGGCAGAGAAUUCACCUAAAAAGAAAACCAAUGAAAGCAAUGGCACUCAGGCUGGAUGUGAAAAUGGCACCAGCAAGAAGUCAAACGUUACAGGUGUGGGGUCUCUGCUGCCCCUGCUGCCUCUGCUGAAGGGCCAGGUGGUGGAGCUUUCUACGGCCACCAGGAACCAUCUGGAGGAGCUGCAGCUGGAGGGAGAUCUGCUGGAGGUGUCUCUGGACCAGACUCACAUCAUCCACCGAGUUCUCCAAGCUUCCUCUGUCCCACCUAAAGACUCACUGCACACACUCAUUCAGAUUGAGCUUGAAGAGCAGAGACGAACCAGCCGCAGCCGAGCCAAGGACUCCAAAAGGAAGAGGAAGAGCCACAGAGGCGGCUGUGGGGACGUGGCAGGCGAACGGUCACUGGACGCCUCUGAGUCAAAGAAAACCUGUCCCCUCAGCCACAGCCCUUCUCCUCACUUACCUGACCAGACUCGCCCAGAGAUUUUGUGAUGUAGUCAACGCUGGAGCUCUGUGUGAGAGGAUCUGCAGAGGAGCUGAAGGGACAGAACAUUCUGUGCCAGAAAACCGUGUCAAGUUAUAGAAAGAUGCAGGACAUCCCCCCCUCCUCCUCCACCCUCCACCCCUUCUCAUCCCUCAUCGAUCCAUUCAGACAUAAACAGAGAGACGACUCUUCUACACUCCAUUGCCUCAUUCAUUACUCCUUCAGACUCGCUGCCCAUACCCAGACUUUAUCCUCAUCCUCCUCCUUCGAAACCCAUCUUCCCCUUGAACAUAUUAAAAGACUGUGUUGGACCGACGUGGGACUUAACGUAAUAGGAAUGUUCAUUGGUCUAGAGUUGUCUCUGGUCAGUCAGUAUGCUAUGUUAUCCCAAUUGUAUUAAAUGCUUGUUCAAACGAAGCCUGGCUCAGCACCGGUGGUUUUCACUUCACUUGAACCCACCCGUUGGACGUCGGAUAAGCUAUUUGGUUCGUUUAGACAGUUCUGUUCCCCUGACGCUGACGUACAGCAGGUUUUGACGGCUGAUCUUGGAAAACAGCACCGUGGUUACACUUGUAUUUUUUUAGUUGUAUUGACUCUUGUGUUUAAUGCCGUUUUGAGGGGAUAUGCAUUUUGAAUAAACAGAGUAAAUUUUGGGAAGUGUUAUAAACAGGCAUUAAUGUUUUUGGUGCUACUUUCCCAAAAUGGAUAUCUGUACCUCCUGUUUUGUCUCAUCUCCCUUCCCUCCAUUUUUUUUAAGCUCUUCUUCUUGACUCCAUCUUUUUAUUCCUUUUCAACUUGACCUCUUUUUCUUCUCGCCCGCCCUCCCUCAUUCUCUCUCUUUGCAGAUUAAGGUAACUUCACUGUAACUCACUUUGUCACAAAUUAUUUUGUUUCCUGGGUUCAAAUUAUAUUAUUAUUAUUAUUAUUAUUGAUAUUGCAGACACACAGUUGUCGUGAGUUUGUGUAUAAACUUUUCAUUUAAUGUUGCCUUUGUUUCUUUUCACUCUUGUUAGAAAAAUAAAGGUUUAGAAUUGUU
This is a messenger RNA of Paralichthys olivaceus (Japanese flounder), 3974 nucleotides long. The record is from RefSeq and is a predicted model, not a curated record. Lineage: Eukaryota; Metazoa; Chordata; Actinopteri; Pleuronectiformes; Paralichthyidae.